AUGGACUUACAUCUCAUUGCAUUCAGCUUUCCUCGUGAUGCCACAGGCACCCAGGUCUCUGAUAUGGCGCCCACCACAGGCAGUGCUCUGCCACCAGAUGCACGUGCUGUCGGUAGCCGCACCGUCAGUAAGGCCGUGCCUAUCCCGAUGACACCAUCAGCCGCAUCCUCAGCGAAGUCAGUCGCCAUUUCACGCGCACCAGGUGCACAUCGUGGUCCAGCGCCAACUUUGGAUCGCCACCAUGAUCAGCACACAAGUCGCUUAGGGUCGUCACCGACGCCGGUUACAUUCCGUCUCACUGCAUACUCGGAUGCUGUGAUAGAUGCAUGCGCAAAGGCCAUGGCGACACACCAAUGUGUCGUUCAUGCAUCGCCUUCGUCGUCGGCGGGCCUGAGCCUGGGCGUUAGCAAUAGCGCAGGUGGUAUCGGCUGCAACAAGAACAACAACAACAACAACAACAACAGCAGCAGCAACAGCAGCAACAGUAGCAGUAGUAGCAGCCAUGGCGCUGCUGCUGGCUCUGUGUCUGUCAGCAAUAGUGGUGAUAUGGAUCGUCCCACGCAAGGCCCGUCUCCUCGCAUGCCAUUACAUGCAUCACCCGCUUCGACACACCUGCCGUCAACGUCUUUAGCUCUGAGCAUGGACUCGGCAGAACCAGCGACCAACUCCAGUGGAUCGUCGUUCCGACAACCUAGUGCCGAGCCAUUCAUGGAGCCUGAGCUGCCUCGAUUCAGUGCGAGUCUCUGUGGUACACAAGCCCAGGUCAAUGAUGCUCGCAGUCUGUUGAUGCAAACGCUGCCGUUCACUUGGCGCUUGGACAUGCUCCUAGAAGCAUCUGAGAUUCUGCAAUACGGCCGAGACGCACUUUGGCCAGAUGUCCGCAUCCGCUUUGAUCAGAUCAUGCAGGACUCACGCACGCGACUGAGUGUUCAACCCUCAGCUGAUGCAUCACUGACAACCGAUGCACCGACAUGUACAACGAGACGCCAUAUGCAGCGACCGGUCAUCUUGACCAUCACAGGUGGUCUCGAAUCGAUCGAAUAUGCUCGUGUUCAAGUUCUCGUGAUGCUGGACGAAAUGAGUGGCCUGCACACAGAUACCAUCGACUUGGACAACAGCAAGUUCUUGCAUGUGAAUGCAGGCCGAAAACGCUCCGCUAUCCAGGCACUAGAGCGUGAAUCCCGCGCUAAUGUCUACAUACCCACACCGUUCUUUGGCGUCCUGCAAAGCCAUGUGCCUCCAAAGGUGCAGGAGCGUCGACACACCGUGUUUGUCACAGGGCCGCCGCCUGCCAUCGCCCGCGCGCGAGAACUUGUCCUUUCACUGACCAAAAGGAACCGGAACACGGUCUCUCGUCAGGUGUCACUCAUGCCGCGGAAACUCGACUGGCUACUCCUUGAACGCCACGAGGCACUCCGUGAGCUCAUGCUCGAUAACAGCACUUUCCUCGAUCUUCCGCUCAUCGGCAGCCCGACAGGCCAAGUGUGCGUGCAUGGCUCGUCUCGCGUCGAUGUCGAACGCAGCAUCCGAAUGCUGAUGCAGAUCGUGGCGCCCUGCUAUGUGGCAACUCUUUGUCUCAUGCCCAGUGUUCUGGAUACGCUCGGCCUUUCUUCCAAGGCAGAUGCGCGCCCGCUCGCUACGCUUCUCACCUCAGCGAGUGCCGCGUCAGGCGCAGAAGUGGGCUUUCGUAACAGCUGCGUUGACCUGUACGGAACCGACUCAGAGGUUCGUUCGGCCAUGCGCUUCUUGCUCCGUCAACCGGCCAUCAAGCACUGCAUUAGCGAAGUUCGCUUCCAGCUCGAACUCGCUACGGACCACCGCGAAUUCAUCAGCGGCAAGAAGAACGGCAAAAUCAACAAAAUCAUGGAGGGAUGCGGCGUGCGUAUCCGCUUCGAGCCGUUCAACGACUACAAUUUCCUGAUUGAAGUGCUGGGCCGCGAGCCGGACGCUGCGCUUCAAGGACUGAGCCAACUGCAGGAAGAACUCCCAGCAGAAAUGUCAUUUUUUGUGCCGGAGGCAUACCACAAGCGUAUCAUUGGCGUCGGUGGCAAGAACAUCCAACGCAUCAUGAAAAAGUUUGGCGUCUACGUCAAAUUCUCCAAUGCCGAGGAGUUUGCCGCGUUGGGCGGCUACAUCGACAACGAUGACAAUGUCAUUGCACGCACGCCGUCGAAGAAUGCACCGAAUCUCGAGAACCUGAAAAACUCCGUGAUGGAGCUUGUGGGUCCAAAGGACAAGGACUUUGUGACAGAGGCUGUGCCGGUGCCGCGCAAGUUCCAUCGCCUCCUAGUCGGCGAAAAGGGCCAGGUCCUGACUGACAUCGAACACCGUACCCGCUGCUCCAUUCGCCUCGCCCGCAGAGAAUCAGGACUCAACACAGUCUUUGUCGUGGGCCCUGAGUCUCAGACGGUAACGGCCGUGCAGAUGCUUCUUCAGCAGGUGCCUCUCGAAGCAGAGAUCCCUGUGAGCAACUCGCACGAGUUCGCCAGUAUGAUCGAUUCCCCCGAGUACCACACUCUUGUGAACCAUCUGCAGAACAACAUGGCAACUACGCUCCAUCUGUCGCAACGGAAGAAUGCAUCGGCUGAAAAUGUGUUUGUACUUCGGGUGAGUCAUGCCGAUGCGGAAAUGUUGCCGCUGGCCAAAAAAGCGCUGGACGAUUUAAGUGCCAAGUACCACGUCCUGCUUCACACGUCCGUUUCGCCGCCGCCCGCUCCUCCACUAACGUCGGCCGCCCCUGCUGCCGAGGAGGAGCUAUACAAUCUCUUGCCGCCAUUCUCUACCUCGCACCUGUCCCCUUCAAAAGCGGAUAUCAGUGCGGAUUCGGCAAGUAUGCCCUCUAGCAUGCUGUAUGAAAAUGUUUCCGUACCUCCAUCAGCAUCCAACAAGGACCUCAAAGCGCUCUUCGAGCAUUCGUCGCUUUCGUCGUCCAUGCCUUUUGAUGGAAGUGCGGGUAACGUGAAUACCCCGCUCGUCUCACCCUUCUAUACCCCUGGCUAUGCCGACAAUGCUGCCCUUUCAGCCCAGGUUUGGGGAGCACCGAUUCCAUCUCUUCAAGACAUGGGUGGACAUGCAUCGAAACCGAAUGUAUUUGGCGCCUUUUCCUCGACACCGAUACCUUUCCCCUUUUCCCCUCCGACCGAUUCAGCACGAGCCAAGGCUGACAUGGCACGUGCGAGUCCUGCCGCACCGUUCUCCUCACCUGGUCAGCUCUUACGCCACGAUGGCAUGAGUGGCCUUGUCAACAGCCGGGAUGUAGGUGCAUUCGGUUCCCAUCCUUUGGCACGCCCGAGCAUGAGCAUGCUGAAUGCGGACAUGGGCAACGACAUCGACGGAUUUCAUCCUCUAAGCGAUCCUACACCCCGCUCAACUCUGUCGAUGAUGGGUCCGCCAGGAUCGACACCCGGUCCAAGGGGUCCAGGGUCCCACAUGCCUCGUUCGGCUGUCUCACAUGGCACAGCCAGCGAUACCAUGGAUGAAGUAUCGCGCGUGCUUGCACAAAUUGCAUUUGACAAGCAAUAA
Molecule: messenger RNA, 3522 nt
Organism: Malassezia globosa CBS 7966
Lineage: Eukaryota; Fungi; Basidiomycota; Malasseziomycetes; Malasseziales; Malasseziaceae
Exons: 1
Coding region: 1-3522 (1173 amino acids)
Cellular component (GO): cytoplasm
Molecular function (GO): RNA binding
Source: RefSeq, a predicted model, not a curated record